This is a messenger RNA of Rotaria sp. Silwood2, 576 nucleotides long. NCBI's taxonomy places the organism in Eukaryota, Metazoa, Rotifera, Eurotatoria, Philodinida, Philodinidae. The record is from the annotation of a GenBank genome assembly.
AUGGCUUCAUCAUCAUCAUCAUUAUCCUCUCGACCAAUCAAAUGUUUUGUAGACAAUGUUGAAGCACAUGUUCAAAGAUGUCGAUUUGGUGGCACCUACUCAGCUUCUUGAUCAUAUCGAAAUGGUACAGGUUAUAAUCGAACAUUUUAUGAAGCUAUUCGACCAUUAAUAUCUCCUAUUGCUCUAUUUAUUUCAUCAACUUGGUGGGGACUUGCUUCACCUUAUAUGAUAAUGCAUAAACAUUCGCGAAUAUUUUUUUCAGCUGUUGGUGCAACUUUUUCAAAUAUUGCUUGUCGUCUUGUUGUUGCACAAAUGACAACAACACGUUCAGAUGGUUUUAAUAAUCUACUUUAUAUAUUUGUUCCUAUUCAACUGAUGUCAGUAUAUGGUGCACUUACAGAAAGAAUGGAAUUUAUACUUUUAUUUCUUUAUAAUAUUUUUGUAAUUUUGGCGCAUUUACAUUAUGCUAUUUGUGUGGUUCGACAAAUAUGUGAUCAUCUUAAUAUAUUUGCUUUUAAUAUAACUGAUCGUUCAAAACAACCACCACCAACUGAAACUCAUAUGAAACAUUCAUAA